AUGGACUUGAACAACUCUCUCGGUGAUGCGAAAAAUGCAGGGCUCUCGACCCCUUUUGAGGUUCUUUCACGAAUCUUCGACUUUCCGGACAAAGUCCAACUUUCCUGGUGGUAUACCAUCGGUCCUACUUUUGCGAAAAUGAUGGUCGAUUCAGACUACAGCGUGCACCAUCAGUACGAGUACUUGUGCUUCAUCUACAGGUACCUCCUUCCUGUACUAAAGUCACUGCAUGCCCCGACCGGUAAGACUGCGCUGGAAAACACGCUUGUUAGCAGCACACCGUACGAGCAUAGCAUGAAUUACCAGGCAUCUAAAUCGACUACGCGCCUCUACCUCGAGCCCACCAGUCACUUGGACGGGACGAUCCGGGAUCCAUGCAACAGACUUGCCGUCCAAGCGUUCCUGAAUAGGAUCCAGACAGCUCUACCUAACAGUGGGAUCGAUACGACCCUGUUCUACUUCUUUGCAGACAAGUUGGUUUUGCCGAGGGUAGACGAAGCCCGAAUUCGAAAGACAGACAUAGUGGAUAAGCUACCAAACCAGAUGCAAUGCUCCACUGCGUUCGAGCUCAAGGACGGGAGGAUUGGGAUGAAAACGUUUAUGUACCCGAUGAUGAAGGCCCUUGCCACGGGUAAAUCCGUCACUAGGGUUCUUUUUGAUGCUCUCCAGACACUCCCGGCUUUGGAGGGGGGUGCGGCAUAUAUGCCUGCAAUUUCGGCUAUCGAAGAGUACGUGUAUCCACUCACGGACAAAUGUCCGUCACCGACGAUGUCGACCUUCUUCGUGGGCUUUGAUAUGGUUGCUCUCGAGCUUGCCCGAAUCAAGGUAUACAUCUCCGAGGCAGAGGUCAGCUGGGCGAAACUGGCGGACCUUUGGACCCUUGGCGGCCAGCUGAUAGACCCUGACAUUGCAGCCGGACUGGAGUUGCUACACCAGGUCUGGUUGCUACUCAAAAUCCCAGAGGGAAUUCGCAGACUAUCAGACGCUCCACCGGAUCUUAACGACACAGGAACCUUGAACCAAUUGCUUAUGAGCUACGAGGCAAAGCGUGGUUGCCCGGAGCCUACCCCAAAGGCAUAUAUCUCUCUCCGAGGCUUUGAUGAAAACAUCAAAUGUGAGAGGAUGAUCUCCAUAUUCAACCAUUUCGGAUGGACGAAACAUGCGGCUUCGUACCGUGAUAAUAUACAGUCAUACUUCCCGUCCUUCGAUUUCCAAAAGACCACUACCAUACAAUCUUGGCUUUCGUUCUCGUACAGCAAAAAGACGGGUCCCUACAUGACAAUGUAUUUUAAUGAGUUAGAUACUUCUCACACUUUUCAUGCAUUAGGAUGA
Aspergillus pseudonomiae is the source of this 1332-nucleotide messenger RNA. Its product is annotated as aromatic prenyltransferase. Gene Ontology annotation, biological process: alkaloid metabolic process. Bases 1 to 1332 code for a protein of 443 amino acids. Lineage: Eukaryota; Fungi; Ascomycota; Eurotiomycetes; Eurotiales; Aspergillaceae. Gene Ontology annotation, molecular function: transferase activity, transferring alkyl or aryl (other than methyl) groups. The transcript has 3 exons. The record is from RefSeq and is a predicted model, not a curated record.